Messenger RNA from Neopelma chrysocephalum (saffron-crested tyrant-manakin), 6241 nucleotides. It is a transcript of the gene KANK1, whose product is annotated as KN motif and ankyrin repeat domains 1. Lineage: Eukaryota; Metazoa; Chordata; Aves; Passeriformes; Pipridae. The record is from RefSeq and is a predicted model, not a curated record. The transcript is spliced from 8 exons. Gene Ontology annotation, biological process: negative regulation of actin filament polymerization. Gene Ontology annotation, molecular function: protein binding. The coding region runs from base 57 to 3713 and encodes 1218 amino acids. Gene Ontology annotation, cellular component: cytoskeleton; cytoplasm.
CUUAUGGGGAGAAGCAGGAGCGAGCUGGAGGGAGGCAGGGCUCCGCCGUGUGACACAUGAAUCUGGGACAGCCAUACGUGGCUGGAAAAUUUGCAGUGUGGGGGCAGAGGCAUGUGGCUAAGUCAGAAAAAGAGGAAGUUAUUAUAAAUGGAGAAGAUGAAAAAGAACGGAAAGACCCGUAUUUUGUGGAAACACCUUACGGCUACCAGCUAGACUUAGAUUUUCUAAAGUAUGUGGAUGAUAUACAAAAGGGGAAUACCAUUAAGAAACUAAAUAUCCGAAAGAGGAGGAAAGCUGUACCAGUUUCUGUGAGCACUAAGAACUCUAGUGGCCAGUGCAGUGGCUGGACCUCUGCAGAGUCUCUCUCUUCAUCAAACAGUGAUGAGAACAAGCAGUCUUCUUUGGCAGCGAGGAGUCAAGUAACCUUGUCCGUCCCUGCAAGACCCUCGGUUUCCUUUGAAGUAUCUCCUACCUACUUAACUGUCCCUGAGAAUAAACAGCUUCCUCCUCCCUCCCCCCAGCCUCCUCGGCACAACCUCCUUGUAACCAAAACUCUCAUGGAAACACGGAGGCGACUGGAGCAGGAGAGGAUGAUGCAAGUCACGCCUGGAGACGUUCGCAGGCCCCGGCUUUCCAGCUUUGGAGGCAUGGGCUCCACAAGCUCCCUCCCCUCUUUUGUGGGGUCCAGUGGGUACAGUCACAUGUCUCAGCAGCUGCAGAAUGGAUAUCAGGGUAAUGGUGACUACAAUGCCUGUUUCAGCUCCUCCUUGGGCAGUUCUAUUCGUCACAGCCCCAUGAGCUCAGGAAUAUCCACGCCAGUCACCAACGUGAGCCCGGUACAUCUGCAGCACAUCAGGGAGCAAAUGGCAGUUGCCCUCAAGCGUCUCAAGGAGCUCGAGGAGCAAGUCAAGACUAUUCCUGUGCUACAGGUCAAAAUUUCAGUGUUGCAGGAGGAGAAGAGGCACAUGAUGGCUGAACUCAAAAACCACAGGAAAGCCACUCAAAAUGACACAUAUGGUUUCAGAAAACGGUCCUACAGUGCUGGAAAUGCAGAGCAGUGGGAACACAUGUCUCAGGUGAGAAGAGGUGGAGAACUGUAUAUAGAUUGUGAGGAAGAGAUGGAGAGCGUGGAGCAGAGCUCUCAGAGGAUAGAGGAAUUCAGGCAGCUGACUGCUGAGAUGCAAGCCCUGGAGAAAAAAAUCCAGGAUAGCAACUAUGAAAGUCCAGCAAACCUUCAGGUGAACCGAGAAAGUCUGACAAAAGAAGCCCGAUCCAUUGCUGUGGGUGCUGAUGAGAACAUGAAUGAUGUGGUUAUAUACAGCAGAUCUGCAAGGCAACACAAAGAAGUUGCUGUGGGGACAGAGAAAGAAAUGAGGGAGUGUGGGGUUGGGGUGACAGAGGCCAUGCUCGGAUUGUCUACAGAGGUUGAGAAAGAGAUAGAACUUCAGCAGCAGACCAUCGAAGCCCUUAAGGAGAAGAUUUACAGACUAGAGGUUCAGUUAAAGGAAACUACCCAUGACAGGGAAAUGACCAAAUUAAAACAGGAGUUGCAGGCAGCUGGUUCUAGAAAAAAGGUGGAUAAAGCCAUGAUGGCUCAGCCCCAUGUCAUCAGUAGGAUGGUGGAGGCUGUCAUAGAAACGAGAGACCAAAUGGUGGGAGACCAUGUGGAUGUUGCCGAUUCGUCAGUGGGAAACCACCUGCAGACAAGCAGCGUCGGCUCCUCCUGCAUACCUGCCAUGCGGAGCACAGCUGUGGGCCCUGAGCUGCUGAUGAGCCAGUGGCUGGUGAGGGAGAGGGCAGAGGUGCAAGAUCAGGGUACAGGGAGGUCUGUGGAGCUGCAUGAUAAGGCAGUGGGCACAGAGGCAAGUGUCUGUGAGGCAGGCGUCAACACAGAGGAGCCAGCAGAUGUGCCAAGCCCCUGCCAGAGGGCACAGGCGGUUGGAGCAGUGAGAUCCGUGGGCUGCGGGGACUGCUUGGUGGAUGUGGUGGUUUGCGUGCCCAAGGAGUGCGUGUCCCGUGAAAUGUCCACAGAAGCUGUGCCCAGGGCAGAGGCGAUGGUGAUGGCUGUGCCUUCCAUGGCUAGCCAGCAAACCAGCACUGCUUUGGAGAUGGUGAGCCAGUGCACCAGCACGGAGGUGGCCUGCCUGGCUGACUGUGGGACUAACACCGCUCUGAGCAGCUGUGAUAAACAGACCAGCACAGACAGUGUGGAGAUGCGGAGCGUGGCAGUGGGGGAUGGCCGGGUAAAGGAUAUACAUGCAUCUGCUAAAAUGCGUUCAGUUGGAGUGGGCACUGUGCUUUCUAGCCAUCCUUGCUUUGAGAAGCCCUCUGCAAUAAAAACCAAAGACUGCGGCAUUGGACAGAUAGGUGUUCAUGAGAACUACCUGGUUGGUCUGAAAAUGAGGAGCAUUGCCUGCGGACCCCCUCCAUUGCCAGUUGUGCCAACUGGCACCAGGAGCAUCGGUGUUGGUGUAGAGUCUGUGUACGAGCCGGUCAGUGGUCAGUUGGAAAGCCCUCUGCCUCCGCCUGAGCUGAGGACGGGCUUGGACCACUACAUCGAACGUGUGCAGAAGCUGCUGCAGGAACAGCAGAUGCUGCUUGCUGAAAAUUACAGUGAAUUGGCAGAAGCCUUUGGGGAGCCCCACUCCCAGAUUGGAUCUCUCAAUUCACAGCUCAUCAGCACCCUCACCUCCAUCAACUCUGUCAUGAAAUACGCCAGCACAGAGGAGCUGCGGAGCCUGGACCUUCAGAAGCAGUGCAUGGAGAGAAGCGCCACAUCAGGUGCUACUUUGGAGUACAUCCCACACAGUCAACUUGCAAACACCCACUUAACUUCAAAUUUGCGAACGCUGAAAUUGGAGCAGGACACUGUACCUGCUCAGCAGGAGAGGAAGACUCCCCUGGUGGAAACUGUUCGGGGAAGGAAGUCCUUUUCUUCUCAGGAUAAAACUCUUGCUCCAAGUAACCUGACAGAUGACCAGCUUGCCUCAGGCCUUUAUGUAUGUACUAAUAAUGAAAACACGCUUAAAUCUAUCAUGAAGAAAAGGGAUGGGAAGAAGGAUUUGAGCAACACCAAGAAGAACCUGCAGUUUGUUGGCAUUAAUGGCGGGUAUGAGACCACAUCCAGUGAUGACUCCAGCUCGGAGGAGAGCUCCUCCUCAGAUUCAGAAGAGGAGUGCGAGGGCCAUGAGUACCCCUGCGACCGGCACACAGAGGAGAAGCAGCCCGCCCCACACACUGCGGAGGUCUGUGCCGUGGGGGCAGAGAAGGACAGUCCUCUCCCAGAGUGUGAGGCCGAGGAGGUGGAAAUCAGAGAGAGAUACGAGCUAAGUGAAAAGAUGCUUUCUGCCUGUCACUUGCUGAGAAACAACAUUGAUGACCCCAAGACAUUAACCAACAAAGAUGUGAGGUUUUGUUUAAAUACCAUCCAGCAUGAGUGGUUUCGUGUCUCAAGUCAGAAGUCUGCUGUCCCUGAAAUGGUUGGAGACUACAUAACUGCUUUUGAAGAGAUUUCUCCUGCUGUCCUCAGACAUAUCAUCAAUAUGGCAGAUGGAAAUGGAAACACAGCUCUGCAUUACAGUGUCUCACAUUCUAACUUUGAAAUUGUAAAGCUUCUUCUGGAUGCAAGUAGGUUAACAGGUUUGCUUUUUUUUUUUAAUUAUUAUUGGGUUUUGCAAUUCUCACAGGUGAAAUUCAAUUGUUUUAACUGUUAACAGUUAUAUGGUGAGUCACUUGAGUAAUCUGGAAUCUUUGUUUUUAGCAUUAGCUUUUGAGAUGAUGUUUCUUGAAAAAGUUAUAAAAACACUCAGGUAAAUUAUACAGAAUUGGCCAGUGCCUGAGACUUACAGUUAGAUCCCUGAAUUUUGGACUGUAGUUCCAAGCUCAGCAACACCAGGCUCUAGCACUGGAUUUCUCUGGAGGCAGUGCAGCUGCUGUUCAGUCAGGUGUAGGGUGCUGGUGCAGGAAGAUUCACUGAGGUAUAAACAUCCAUCUUAAACACUCAGACCAGUCUAGUUUUAUCUUACUAAAGCAAUGCAAAACCUUUUUUUGGCCACCACCUUGACACAUCUAUUCUGCCUUUCUCAGAAACUGGAGCAGUAUGGCAUUCUGUCACAGAAGAGCAUUUUCCUGAUCCAUAAGCAAUGUGAUGAUGCUUCAUGUAGUUGCUUUUGUUGUUGCUUCCUUUUCUCAGUCCCCUUGCAGAGAGGGUAGUGGCCAAGGAGAGACUCCAGAGCAUCUGCUCCCCACAUGCAGUGUGCCAGAUGGCAAGCAGAAGGUAUCACAUUGGAAAUGGUCCUAGGCAGGAUGCGAUCUGUUUAAGCUCCCUCUUUGCUCCCUGAGUGAAGUUGGUUUCUCUAAACUAGUUAUAAAACCUGUCACAGUUGGUUGUAAAAGCUUAACUAGGCCAAUAACACAUCUGGAGUGUAAGCCAAGCAAUAUUCAUAAAUCCAGAAGGGUAGCAUCAGAUAAACAAGGAUAUUAAUGAUACAAAUCUCAGAUUUCAAAACCUAGCACAUCUGUCACACAUGCAGAGAUUUCCUCAGCAGCAAAGUGAGCACUUUGAAAUCUCUGGUCCUGUUUGAAGGCCCUCUUCCUGUUGGGAAGAGUGAGUCACGGCAGGGGAAUUCAGGGAAUGUCAGGAGCACAGUGAAAUGCAGCAGGCUGGCUCUGCAGCACAGCGGUGGUGGGAGGGAACUGCCCCUCUCUUCCCUAGGUAUCUCAGGGUAGCAGGAACAUGUUCAUCUCUUGCUGGAAGUCAGGACCUCCUGUAGGUUCCAGCAGCUAGUGUAUGCCUGCAGACACCAGAGGUUAACUGUAAAAUACAACAACCGUGACUAGUGCCAGGUAGUCCUCUGCGGGAGAACUGCUUGUGCCAGCACUUGGAAAAUGUUUUCAAACAGGCAGAUUCCUUCAGGUUUCAGGAGUUGUCCUCUGGACUGUGUCUGAAUGGUCAGUGUGAUCAACUUUGCAGCGUGGUUAUGUCACAGGCAGAUUGUUGGUCCAAGACUCUGUCUCUGUGUGUUUGGUGGGAAGAAAGAACAAGAUCAGAGAAUCCUCCAUAUCACGAAGCAGAGUCACCAAGAGGACAAGUAGGAGAACAGUUUUGUUCAUUAGCCAUAUAGAAAAGGAGCUGAAAUGUGACCUCAGAAAGAACGCUCUGCUGAAGUAGUCUAGUCAGGGUAGGAACACAUCACUUCCAAAAAUUAUUCAUUACUCAUGAUGUAAUGCAUGUAGCAAGAGUGUUCUGUGGCUUCAUAGAAGUGAUGUCUAAAAGUAGUAAGGUAACAUCACUGAUGUCUGUGAAACAUUAAAAAUGUACAUUUUCUUACAUCUGCACUUGUAUUGCUUCUGAAAUGUUCUUUUCACUGAAAAAGAAAAUCCUUUGGUAAUAGAUCUGUAGAAUUUCUUGGAACAUUUCUGCAAUUGUGGUGCAAUUUAACCCCUAAUCUAGAGAUACUGUUUAUGUAAGUCUGAGUCCUUGCUUUUCAAUAAGAUAAGCACACUGAAAACCCUGCUCCCUGGUAAACUCUGAUGAAUUUCUGCAGAAUUUUAGGAAGAGAGGGAGACUGGAGGUAAGAUUUGAACAAAAAGGAGAACUCUUGUCAGUUGCUGUCAUGGUCAGAGCACUUGACUGUAUUUGUUCCCAGAGUAGUUUUGUUCACAGUCAGAUACCCUGUAGAACUGGAAGCAGCCUUUAAUUUAAAGGGUUUUUUUUUGGCAACUCUAAAACAUGUUGAAGUACACUUGCAGAUUUUCAAAAUAACACCAAUUACAGGAAAAAUGUUUGUGCUGAGGAGAAAUAACUUUUCAACUGACUGUGUUGCUGAACCAUUUUUGUUUUGCAGUGUGGAUGCCCUCAGGAGAAGAGCUUAAGGACUCUCCUGAUGGUAUUUCUGGUGGCAGAACCAUGACCCUGACGGCCAUGUCAGAUUUCAGACCACUUGCUUUUACAUAAGAAAAAACAAACGUACAAAGAAAGCCCUAAAUGAUAGCAUAUAAAAUGGCUCUGUGCUCUCCCUUGUGUUAUACACAUAGUAGAAAAGAAUUCUUUUCUUUCUCAGGCUCAAGAGCUCCCCUGUUUAUUUAUUUAUUUUUUAUUUUUCCACUUUCCCUUGAAUUGCUUCCAUUAUGAAAGCAGUUGCUGCUUUUUCUUUUUUUAGGCUGCUCUACUAACAGUUUAUUCAGUUGAUUAGCACAAUUACUGCUUUUUGGGUUCUUGCUUUCCAAAGAAAUUAUGUCA